Porites lobata is the source of this 5209-nucleotide messenger RNA. The record is from the annotation of a GenBank genome assembly. Lineage: Eukaryota; Metazoa; Cnidaria; Anthozoa; Scleractinia; Poritidae.
UCUACACAUGCUAAUAAACAUCAUACAACGCUGAUUACAACAAGUAUUUGUUUGAAAGACUACUUCCUUCUUAUUCUGGUCUCUUCUGCUCCAUCUAACGUCGGAAGGAGGAGAGGCAUCCGUUUAACUUGGGGGGCUGAGAAUUCUACGAAACCUUGGUGGAAAACGUAUUUUCUUGUUGCUCAAACGCGAGACCGCAACCUGUCGGAAUCGCUGCUACACGAAGGUGACGCCUUCGGAGAUCUUAUUCGAGCAGAUUACUUUGACGAUUAUUGGAAUCAGACCCUAAAGAUACAAAUGGGUUUUGAAUGGGCUUCCAGAUAUUGUAAUUUUUCUUUUCUUCUAAAAGUAGAUGACGAUGUUUUUGUGAACAUGAGCGCGUUACUUUCCAAUUUAACUAAUCGUAGCAUGCCUAAGUAUAAAUUGUACAUGGGAUUGCUCUGGCAAAAACUUCCAGUGAGAAGAUAUAAAGGAGACAAAUGGGAAGUGACCAAAGAAGAGUAUGAACCCGACUUCUACCCCGAUUACUGCCCGGGGUUUGGAUUUGUCCUCUCCUUCGAUGUGGUCCAUUCGUUUGUAAACUUAUAUCAAGUUGUAAAGCCGUUUAAAAUUGACGAUGUUUACGUUGGAAUGCUUGCGGAAAGAGCCGGUGUACGUGGGACAAACAACUACGGAUUUCGAUUGUAUCUUCCCCGGCCUGACGUUCCUUGUAACUUUGACAAUCAUAGUGCAAUCGUAUGGCAUGGUGUUACAGAAGAAUGUGUAUUCCAACUUUUUCACUCUGCUGCACACCACUGAAUAGCCCUCUAUUAUGAUUUUAGUGCGUUUUAUUAUAUUCAUGAUUCGUUUUAUUAAUGUCAAGGCAGUAAGGAAAAGGCCUGGAGUUAGCAGCGAUAGUUAACUUUCGCCUUGUAGACACCUGGCUAAUCACGGGUACCCCCGGCAAAAAUAACUGCCGUUUGACUGAAUAAACUUUUGCUACUAACGGACUUAAUGCUUAAAGACACAUUCGUCUGUGCAUAUGACCGCUUUCCAUUCAACCAAAACUUUCGAAAAUUGAAUAUGCCAAGAAAACAUAUCCAGGGGCAUUUUUUGGUAAAAGCUGUUAAUGACUUCUGUCUUCUAUUUAUAGAAACUCAGAAAAACAAACUGAAAUUAACAUAAGCGAAUUCCUGACUUUUGUCUGGCCUUUGUCAUUAAAAUUUAAUGUUUGUCUGUCUUUUGUCAUUAAAAUGGAGAAAAUGGCAAAACUCAGACAAAAAUUGCGAAUUUCCGAACGGAAUGUCGUGUUCCAUUUACGUUUCUCGUAGUUUGUACCAGUUCCAGGUCCACGGUCGGGCACCCGGCCACGUACCGGGGUUUACGACCAAAUGGAACAACUUUUUACCAAUCGGAAAUUCCACUUUUGCUACCACCGAAAUUUCCGGGUUUUUUUCGUAAAUGGAAAGCGCCCCUUGUCUCUUUUUUAUUACACUGUCAGGUCAGAUGAUGUAAAAGUACUCAAAUCGCGCUGAAACUUCGUAAAAACAAAGGCAACGACUCCAGGUAACAAUAUUUACACUUUAUUGAUAACGUUUAUCGCUAUUACUUCAUUUAUUUCAUCUAAGUUUCUAACUCUAUUUUUCCCAUACAAACUCUCAUAUUACGCCACAGGUGGCCCAUAUUACGCUUGGGCCAGCUGUGUAUUUACAUGUAGUUCGUUAUUUAACGCAUUAGACUGGUUUCCUACUCAUAGGCCUUGUCAGUAACUGUGCUCACAUUGUGGAGCCUACUCUAUCCCAGAGUAUAUGUAGCUCUCAUAUCUUUGUUGACUUACCCUGUGUCAACAAGCAUAGCUGAGCGUAGCUUCAGCGGUAUGAAGAGACUGCAAACCCCUUUACGUAGGACCAUGACAGACGAGACUGAUUAAGUUCUCUUGCAAUUCUGCAUAUGAGCACAAGGACGUAAUUGAUAUUGAUGGCAUUAUAACAGAAUUUGCCUGUCUAAAGGGUACACAUCUCGCCCUUUGCUUCUAACCUCCUUGAUAGCGUCACUGUUUUCAACCUCGUUCCCAGGGUUCUCUCCUACCCGCCCUAGUUUUGAUACACCACACUUUUGUGAACGCCCCUCCCCCCUCCCCCCCUCCCCGCCGGGACGUAAUAAACGAUCGGUCCCUACGUAGAAAAUGCAGUCACGCGAAACAAGCCGUGCACACGAAAUCAAUUCGCCUCUGAAUGAGUGAAGAAAAUUUCCAUAAGGGGUUGAGUAGAAUUAAUUAUACAGAUUAUAUUAUAUAUCCUACGGCUUUAACUAUUGUUAUAGAUAUGAAAUAAAUCUUGCCCGGAUAAUGUACGCAGCUUAUUCAUCGAUUUCUGCACAGCAAAGAAAAAACUGGCCGGAUAUUGGGUAUCUGACAUCAAUACUUAAUGAAUUUUCGAGCAUCGGCAUUGUUGCGUAACAUUCAAAAUAUAAGAAUUUGUAUGGGAGAAAAAACCUAUCGUUUCUGUAACGAACGAAAAUGAAAGGAUUUCAAUAAAAAACAGUUUACCUUACUUAAAAUGUGUGUUACAUCUCUCCUGUGUGGUCCACGGGCCGAUUUAUGGACGUUUUCUGGGUUUUUAUGUAAACGGUUUUCUCUCUAUAUAAAGGUUUACCCCGGGGGGGGGGGGGGUACUCCCACACAUUAACCUUUCCCGUCUAAAGCCAUCGACUGUAGCCUGUGUACAAACGUCCCCCCUCCCUCAGGAGGGACGACGUCUGUACACAGGCUAAUCGACUGAGGCUCGGCUUGAACUCCGCGUUACCGUUGAAAGAUAGCGACACGGCCUGAGACUCAAAUUACUCACACUCGGGGUGGGAGACAAACAAUGCCAGUGAAUAAUGGGACGCUCACUUGUAAACACAAAAUCUGGGGGGAAAAUUGCUUAUGUUUGAGUCCCUAUUUUAAAGUCUUCCCUGUUUUUAAUGUCCUUGAAACUUGCAGGGAAUAUUUCUUGACGAUUGAUCUCGGAAUUGUCGAAUUUAUAAAAAAAAUUAUCGAGCGGUUUUUGGAAAAAUGCGACAUUCUUAGGCAUGGACCAAAUUACCUCCAAAAACUGUAUCAAAAGCAGCUGAAUGCAAGUUAAUAAAAUUCUUCUUACUCGCGAUCGCCAAGAGCAAUUCCCCUCUUUUUUUGUAUGCAGUUUUCAAUGGAAUCAAACCACUAUGAGAUGAAGCUGCAUUCCCAAAGCUUAUCAUUUUCUUAAUAUAUUAGCGAAUUGAGCGGCUGGCAUGCUAUUUUACUGCUUUGAUGAUUCUUAAAACUGCAUUUCGAAAUAAUUCGAAAACGCUCUCAUAGAAUUUCUUCAAACUUUGCUAUAAUGGAGGCAAUUAUGGCAGGUACAUACUCCCUUAAGCGAUUUCUUCAAAAAACUCCUGGUACAGAGAAACACAAGGAUAAAUGAAAAACGUAAUGGCGUUAUUACGUUGCCAUGGCGACUCCGAUUGCAAUAAAACCCAGAUCAUAAGAAACUUUCAUCUUUAUGUAAUACAGUUGUGGUAACCUUUUUUCGAUAUCUUUACUCAUGCCGACGUAGUUAAUGCUCAAACUUGGGAGGUAUCGCCCUAAAAAAAUCCAGUCGAGCCACCUUAAUGCAUGAAUUUUAGUAAAUUAUUAUUAUAUUACUGGGAAUAUUGACAGCGAGCAGAGUUAAAUUCGACAGAGUUCAGAGAGUUAAAUUCGACGUUUGAAUCAAAUGCCGCAUUUAACUAUUUAAGUCGACUAAAAUAGGAAUUAAGUUCGGCACAUGUGAGAUUCGACGUUUGAACUGGGCCUUAGGUUCAGUUCGUGAAAAGUUUGGCGUCUGUCUAAACCGGGUCUUUAAAAGGUACCUUUUUUAGCACAUGGUCAUGCCUAUCUCGCUCAGCUAUGCGUAUCAGGCCAAACUAUGCACCUGCCGCCGCACCUAAAUACAACUCCUAUUGGCUACCUGUUGUGUCUAUUGUGUAAACUAUUCUUUACGGAUCAUUGUUAUUCAAAAAUGGAGUCCAGUCUUUUACAGUAUAACUGGAAAGAAAAUUUGCCGUACAAGAGAGAAUAAGAUCAUUUUUAUCGCAAUCUCAGCCGAAAAUCGCGAUUGCACCCACAGUCCAUCCCUACACUGAAAUGGAAGAUUUCGCUGAGUCUCUAAAGUGGGCCUUUUAACAUACAGAGAUUAAUUUUAUUCGUCGCAUCAGCGGUCGCAUGUUACUACGAUCUACACGCAAACAGCCGUUAUUCGUCGAUAUGUUCAUGAGUAGAAAGUUUCUUAUGAAAAAGGCGAUAUACUGCUUCGCUUUUGUGGUGUUUUGUUUUUUUGCUAGGUGUAUGAUCAACUUAAUAGAGACGGAUCCUUGGACUGCCUUGACACCGACCGAUGAGCCGAACCAGUAUGUGACACAGAAAUCGUUCGUGGAAUUAUUCAUGCGAUUGCAAAACACAACACAUCCACAAGGACACCAAUCGACUUUGAUUUCUACGAGCAAAUGCUCAACUCAUCUCUUUCUUCUUAUUUUGGUUUCUUCUUCUCCUUCGAACAUCGAACGGAGGAAAGACAUUCGCAGAACUUGGGGAGCUGACAAUUCUACGAAACCUCGGUGGAAGGCAUAUUUUCUUAUUGCUCAAACGCGAGGCAGAAACCUGUCGCAAUCGCUGCUACACGAAGGUGACGCCUUCGGAGAUCUUAUUCGAGCAGAUUACUUUGACGAUUAUUGGAAUCAAACCCUAAAGAUACAAAUGGGUUUUGAAUGGGCUUCCAGAUAUUGUAAUUUCUCUUUUCUUCUUAAAAUAGAUGAUGAUGUUUUUGUGAACAUGAACGCUUUACUUUCCAAUUUAACUAAUCCUAGCAUGCCUAAGUAUAAAUUGUACAUGGGAUUGCUCUGGCAAAAACUUCCAGUGAGAAGAUAUAAGGGAGACAAAUGGGAAGUGACGAAAGAAGAGUAUGAACCCGACUUCUACCCCGAUUACUGUCCGGGGUUUGGAUUUGUCCUCUCCUUCGAUGUGGUCCAUUCGUUUGUAAACUUAUAUCAAGUUGUAAAGCCGUUUAAAAUUGACGAUGUUUACGUUGGAAUGCUCGCGGAAAGAGCCGGUGUAAAUGGAACAAAUAACCACGGAUUCAAAGAAAAACCAUCUCCUCCUAUCGUCCCUUGUACUUUUGAUAACACAACGUUGUUAUGGCAUGGUAUAACAGGAGAGUGUCUAUUCAAACUUUUU